This is a messenger RNA of Cheilinus undulatus (humphead wrasse), 1429 nucleotides long. It is a transcript of the gene nudcd2, whose product is annotated as NudC domain containing 2. The transcript is spliced from 4 exons. Gene Ontology annotation, cellular component: cytoplasm. Gene Ontology annotation, biological process: protein folding. The record is from RefSeq and is a predicted model, not a curated record. NCBI's taxonomy places the organism in Eukaryota, Metazoa, Chordata, Actinopteri, Labriformes, Labridae. Bases 232 to 705 code for a protein of 157 amino acids.
GAAGAAGAAGAAGAAAUUUCUAGAGUGGAUCGUGCCGAUAGAAAACAUUGUAUCUGAAAGCAAACAUAAACAACUCUGAAUGUUCAACACAACUGAGACUUUUAGAAAGGAGCAGAUACUUAUUAAAAAGUGUCACAGACUGUUAGCAGAGCAGCCCAGUUAGCAAGAUAACGCUAACGUUACUCACACAGCUAACCGACUCGUGAGCCCACCGGUGUGUGAAGCUUCAGCAUGUCUGUACACUUCGAGGAGAGGAGCGGGGUGGUCCCCUGUCAGACUCCUUGGGGUUCCUGGUACCAGACCAUGGAGGAGGUUUUCAUUGAAGUCAACGUGCCCCACGGGACAACUGCUAAAGAUGUGAAAUGUCGUUUAGGAACCAGAGACAUAGAGCUGCACGUCAAAGGGACAGAAAUAUUUAAGGGCAAGUUGUUUGACACAACCAUGUCUGACGAAGCUACAUGGACACUUGAGGACAAAUGUCUCAUCCGUAUCAUUCUGAUGAAGACAAACAGAGAGGCAGGGAACUGCUGGUCCUCCCUGCUGGAGGGUGAGUACUGUGCAAAUGCCUGGGUCCAGGACCAGAUGCAGAGAAAGCUUACCUUGGAGAGAUUCCAGCGGGAGAAUCCUGGAUUUGACUUCAGUGGUGCAGAGAUCUCUGGGAACUUUGCAGGCGGAGGUCCAGACUUCUCCAGCUUACAGAAGUGAACAUGUUGAAAGUUAUUAAUGGAGGUGAUACCUCUGCCUAAGGAGAACCACAAUGCAUAAAAAGUGGAUUUAAUCGGAUGAACUGCACUCAGAAGUUGAAAAUACUUGCCUCUUGAAGAACUGAAUAUUUGGGAAGAGUACAAGAUUUACCUGUCUGAUAAACUUACUUUCACAGGAGCCUUUUCAGCUUUUUUUUAAGCUGUAACAGACAUUGAUUUUCAAGAGGACUUGAAAAUUACAUACCUGAAAAAUGGAAAGUUGAGAGGAGCUGUUACUGUUCAAAGAAUCUUCUAAUGUGUGUUGACCCUUACUAAUGAGACAACUGCACAGCAAUAGCUUUUCAAUAAAGUUUUAUUGAAAGGUACAAGUACAUGGGUUAACCAGAUGGUGUAUUCAACUCACCAUUUUCAAUUUGAGAACACGUUUUUGUUUAGCCUCUUAAAGAAACUCAGAGUAGACAGGGAAAUUGGCAAAGAAAAUGCAAUCAAAUUCCAACCCAUGUUUCCACUGCAAUGACCAAUGUUUUUUCAAGACUUCUCUGCAUUUAAUUGAUAACUGAAAUCAGUUAAUAGUCAAUGAAUGCAUGUGCUUCACUCUGUGUACACAAAUCAAGAAUCUGUGAAAACAACUCAUCUUUAACUGUGGAGGGCCUCCAACAGUUGGGUUAGCUUUACAUGACAAGAGCGUCACUAGCCUCACUUAAGCAGAGAAAACCGGAGCUCCC